Messenger RNA from Centruroides sculpturatus (bark scorpion), 4711 nucleotides. RefSeq names its product protein phosphatase 1 regulatory subunit 37-like. The coding region runs from base 1 to 1761 and encodes 586 amino acids. NCBI's taxonomy places the organism in Eukaryota, Metazoa, Arthropoda, Arachnida, Scorpiones, Buthidae. Gene Ontology annotation, molecular function: protein binding. Gene Ontology annotation, cellular component: tRNA (m1A) methyltransferase complex. Gene Ontology annotation, biological process: tRNA methylation. The record is from RefSeq and is a predicted model, not a curated record. The transcript is spliced from 7 exons.
AUGGCAAAGGAAGAAUUCGAUGCUCACGGACUGUCGGAAAUUAUUUCCGUUUCUCAACGCGACGUCUGUACGGACGGAUUCGACGUAUUAGAAAAGGCCGAUGCGGUGUUUUUGGAUCUGCCGAGACCCUGGGAAGCCAUGACGUCCUUGCGGAACAUAAUGAAAUCGAGCGAAUUUGCACCGAAAAAAGAUUUGGGAAUUUGUCAUUUGGCAGAUGGAUUAUGUCAACAAAUAACAAAUAAUGGAGAUGGAUUAAAAACUUUAGUACUUUGGAAUAAUCACAUAACUCAAAUUGGAAUGCAGCAUAUCAAUCGUAUAUUGCUAACAACAAGAAGCUUGACCACACUUAAUGUAGGACAAAAUAACAUUGGUAAUGAAGGAAUACAUCAAAUAAAACAAGGAUUAAUUCAUAGUCAGACAUUGAAACAUCUUGGAAUUCAAUGCUGUAAAAUAACUUGUGAAGGUGCUGUUGCAUUAGCUGAAUAUAUAGCAGACAAUCAACAUGUGAAUCAUAUUGAUUUAAGGGAGAACAAUGUACAAAUUGCUGGAUUGAUGGCUUUGGCAUUAUCUUUGAAACAUAAUCACAGUGUUACUCGUCUAGAUAUGGAUCCAUGUGAAGAGAAAACUUCUAAAGCUCCGGAUGGUGUACAGGACAACCAGAAAUUAUUAAACGAGAUAACCGGAUACUGUAAGAGAAACAAAGCGGAACAAGAAGAACUGUCGGAGAUAAACAGAUAUAACAAGUACGACUAUUACGAAAACGAAGACGCCAUCAUUAUACCUAAGAACAAUAAGAACAAAUGCGGUUUGGUAGAAAUCAUUCCAUCCGAUCAGAACAAUGCAGUUUCUCAACCCAUUCAAAUCAAUAGCAAGUCUCCCGCUCGUGAAAAUCAACCUUCUCCCAUGGGAAGUCCGAGUCCGGGAUCUCGUUUUCGAGUCAGCAGGGUGUAUCUGGACGAGGAGGCAGAUAGAAAGGAGUCUCCUCCACCCGCCGCCGGAAGUCCGCUUCAACAGUUGGAGAAACUGUCGUUGACCAGCACGUCCACCAUCAAGUCGAAAUUCCCUCUAAGAAACGGGAUCAUUGCUUUGGAUCCGUCUCUUCGGGUGCAGAAUUCGGACGUGACCAACGAGGAGGAGAAAUUGAAAAGAUCGCAUUCGCUUCCGCAGGACACCGAACAAACGAACAAACUUAACAGUCACAGAUUCUCUAUAACUCGAGUCACGACGUAUAAAGGAGAGACCAUCAACGGUUCCUCUCGUGGCUUCAACGGGAAUUCGGAGGGAGGUCCGUCGGAGAGCGCCAACAACGCCAUCAACGAGAAGAAGCGCGACAAGAGAAUAGAAAAUUACCAGAGAUCUUUGAGCGACGUCAAUCACAGGUUCCGAGUAAAGAAGACCAUAAACUUCGAGGAUUUGGGCGCCAGUCCUUCGUCGUCGUCUCAGGGAAGCGAAGACGAAUCCGAAAAAGAGAACGUCACGAAAAAGAGGAUCACCUUUCUUCUUCCGGAACCCAUGGAAUCGUCGGGUAUCUGCAUGGAUAGGCGAAUGAGUACACCCGCUCUGCCCAUGGCACCCAAAAAAAUCCAGAGACCCAGCGCCCUCAAUCUCAAACUGGGAAGACAGUUGGAAAGCUUAGAUUUGCGAAGCUCCGUUCCACUCUCGCCCACUAGAUUAUUGGAAGGAUUCGAAUUUCCUUUGCCGACGGUGGAGAUAAAGCUGUCGUCUGAGAGCGAGAACGGAACGAGCAACAGGCAAUUGUGAAGGAGCAAGUGUCAGCCCUGUAUAGUCGAUUCCCAUCCAGUUAAGUUGUGAAUAUCGAAUCAAUAUUGGUAACAAAACGUCGUUAUUCGUGCGAACCAAAUAUUUUAUUGUGUACAGUUAUCUAACGUCUUGUGUUAUAUCUGUUGUAAUAUAUAUAUUAUAUAUAUACAUAUAAUAGUUUUAAUUAGAGUCGUAGGCAGGGUUUGUCAGGCACGACGAACGAGUGUCGCCCCGGGUUACACUUUCUCAUAGUCGAGUGAGAGAGAGAGAGAGAGAGAGAAUGAACGAAGAGUGUUCCUUUAAUAAUUAUAUUUUUCUAUGCAAUAACCUUUAUUUAAACCCUCCCCAUUAAUUUCCAUUAAGGAUUAACAAUACUUAAAUCUAAACAUUUUAAAUUAUUUAAGAACUAGUAGCGGGUUACUGGUCCACGGUAACUUUCUUUUUCCUUUCUUGAAGCAUUGGUUAAUAAUAGUGAAUUCUUCUCUCUCUUCCGGGUUCGAUAUUCUUUUUUAUACUUUUAACAGACUUCAUGUAUUUAAAAGAAUGUUUUCUUGUACAGAAUUGGCGACGGCGACUAAAUGGCUACAUUCGAUUAUCCCUUCGAAAUAUUCGUCGAGGCGCGAAACCGCGUAAUUAUUACGAAAGAAAAAUUAAUUUUUUAAUUCUUUUUUAUAUUUAUGUGUAUUCUACCGAGGCUCAACGUUUAUGGUUCGUAAGAAAAACACACAGAAUAGGAAUAGGAGGAGGAAGAGGCAAACUGUACUUUGAUAAUUUUGGAAAUUUAAAAUCUUUACUGGUAAAAAAACAGAAGAAAGCCUUAUUAUAACGAGAUUUAUAUUCGUUUUUUUCUAUUCUUGCGUUUGUUCGAGGUGUAUCUUGGCUACCGAGUCCCCGAUAUAACGUAUUAUCAAAGCUACGAAAUAAACGAGACUCGUCGAUUUUCAUUUUUCUAAACUUACUUUCUAAGUUACUGCUACAAGAGAAAGGGUUUUUCUAGGAGUAGAGCCGCCGUCGCCGAUUAAUUAAUUAAGUACUGGCAAUGGUACACGUUAAAAUUGCGAUGGUUGUAUCCGGAGCAGGAUGCAAUAUUUUCCUUAAACGGAGACCUGAAAUUACUUAUCGUAAGAUUCAAAAAUAUUUCUUAACGACGGAGUUUUUUCGAGUAGUCGUUAUAGAGUCCACCCUGAAGUGUUUGUUCUAUCUUCUAUCGAAAUUUUGACGUCAGAAAUCCAAAAAAAAAAAAAAAUACACGCGAUUUUAAUCGUUCUUUAAACGUAUUCGUAACAAAAACGUACAAACCAGUUCGAUUUCUUGAUGGAUACGAAUAGAUUUCUUAUAAUAUUUCUAGAUUUAAGAAUAAUUCUCUAAGAAUCUGCCCAGUUUUUCCAUUAACGAAAGAAACCUUUAGAAAAAUAAGGAAUAAAAAGUGGUACGGUAGGGAUUAAUCCCUACCGUAUCAUCGAUUUAGAAUUUUCGAAAAAAGGGAACCGACAGUCGAUUGCGUGGUUAUUUACAGUUGGGAAGACGAAAGAUAUUUGUAUAAAUUUACACGGAACGUUAUAAACGGGUUAACGUAACGAUUUCCGAAAUUCUUAAGCCCGGGUUGGUUUGGCAGAUUUCGCGAUUUUAACCCUUUUUAUCCCUCUUUCGAACUUAACUUUUUACUUCCCACUUCAAAAACUUAUUAAAGAAGAAUUUAUUAAAUGUGGAAUACGUAAUUAGCUAUGCAAAUAAACGGGUGAUCAUUUAGAACACGCGACAAUUCGAUUUCUUCCUCGUCCCCCCCCGGAAAUAAUUCGAAAUUCUAUACAAAUCGAGGGAAUUUUUAAGCCGAAUAAUAAAAACGAAUAUCGAUAUAAAAAUAUUGGUGAAGAGAAGUGGCACGAGGGAGGAAGGAUAUGACCCGAUUUUUGGCGGGUCUUUCUUUUCCUCAUCGCCAGCGAAUUUUAAGAGGACGAGAGUGGUAGAUCGUCGGCCGACCUCCCUUAGUUUUCCUUUCGUUUCCAUCGAUGUACGUAAAAUAUUCGUGGAAAAAACAAAAAAAAAAAAAAACUAUUUUGAAUAGUUAAGGAAGUGUCGCCGUUUCUUCUACGUCACGUAUAUUUUCAAAUACAUUUUUAAAAAAUAUCCUAAAAUAUAAUAUCAAAAUGUCGAGCGAGUGAAAUCUCUUCAAAUUGAAAUCAAAAAAAUGUCUAUCGGACAAGAAUUUUUUGCUGCCAUCCAUUGAUUUUUUUCGAUUCGUUUGCCUCGGAAUUUUAUUCUUCUGUUACGUGUAAUUAACACGGAAAAUUCCCGCACCCUACAAAAACUACAAGCUUAAAUCGAGAUACCCCGGUCUUAACGUCGUUUUUAACUAUUAUAAAAUAAUAGUUAAUAAUGAUUCAGUCUUUUUAUUACGUUAAAAUCAUUCCUGUUCGUAAAUAUCUUUUGUUAAACCAUAAAUACUCGCGGUUAAACACUUGCCAAAUCUCCAGUUUCCGAUCGAUAAAGAUCAAUAUUGGCAGCAAAAAAUCGGGAGGAAUAAAUAAAAAAACUGGUCCGAUAAACUUAGCGUAAUUUUUAUUUUCGUAGAAAUUCUAUUUUUCUCAUUGUACAAACAUCGAUUAAAAAAAAAAUUAUAUAUAUAAAUAUUAUUUUUAUUUAUGAGAAAGUAAUCUAAAGAUUUGUUAAAACAAGGGCUCGAAAGGGCUCUUGUAAAUACUUAGUGAUAAUUCUGUUAUUGUUAAUGUUUCAUAUAUUCUAUUGAAAUGUAUAUCGAUUUUGACGUACGUCAGAAAGCAACCAAAUAAAAAAAAUAUAAAGAAUUUUAUGUAAAUUGAAUAAAGAAAGGUGCUCAGAAAUAUUUUUCAAAACUUAUAUCGAGUUCUAAAAAUAAAGAAAUGAAAAAUUGUACAUACUUUUGAUGUCGGAAUGAUAUUUGCUUGUGAAAUAAAGUUACGUUUAAAAUAGA